AAUCGAACUGAUGUCGCUGCAAAUUGAGCUGUAGCUUAAGUGGGCGUGGCUGUAUUCAUGAUGCGACUGGCGAAGUUGACACAAAGUUUUACGCUUAAAAAUGCGUCGCAAAAGUGCUCGGAUCAAACGCACGCCAAGCGUCACGGCAGCAGCAGCAGCAACGGUGCGGGCCAGAGCAUUGGAAGCGGCGGGAACGUUAACGGCCUUGCGGCCACGGCGGCAACUGCAGCAGCAACAACGAGGAACGGCAGCAGCAGCACGAACACCAGCGGCGGCAGCAGCAGCCACAACAACAGCAACAGCAACAGUAACAGUAGCAGCAGCAGCAGCAACAGCAGCAACAGCAACAGCAGCAAACGUAAAUCAAAGCCGCGAACAAAGUGCUUCGGUGGCACAGUGUUUCGCUGUUGCCUACCUUGUCGCGGGGGCGGCUCCGCAGCCCCCGCCACAAGUCCGCCCCAAACACCCGCGCAGACUCCGGACGAACUGCUGAAACCCAAAGCACAGACACAGACACAAACGCAGAUACAGAGACAAGGAACAACACCGCAAACCGAUUUGCUGACAGACAACGAGCAACCAGAAAAGCAAUCACAAGAGCAACAACAACAGCAACAGCAACAAUUGCUGGACAUUGAGACAGAGGAACCGUGCGGCAUUGCGGGUGAGAAGAAGCAUUCGUUAGCGGAUACGAUUGGCACAUCGGUGACAACGCCCAUAUCCCUGAAGACGCUCAUCAACGACGUUGACGAGGACUUGGAGCAACCGUUGAGCGCUGCCGAUAUCGCAGCCGCAAGUUUGGCCAGCGGUUUGGUUGCCCGACGCGCCGAACCGGAGACACUCAGUGACGCCAGCGUAUCGCCCACCGUUGUCGUCUUGCAGCUGUCGAGCACAGUGACAGCGAGCACAGCGCCCAGUCUAACGCUGCCAGAAGCAGCAAGCACUCUGACGACAAGCGUUACGACAACACCCUCAGCAGCAGCAGCCACAGCAGCAGCAGCAGCAGCAGCAACGCUGUUGUCCACAACUAGUAGCAGCGUCUCCCCCACGUCGCCGUCGCCCAGUGGCGUUUAUAGUGCCAAUCAGCAGGUAACAGGCGGCAGCACAUCAACAACUAGCAGUAACAGUAACAGCGGCGGCGGCGGCAGCAGUGGAGGAGCAACAGCAACAACACAGCAGCAACAACAACAGCAGCAACAGCAACAGCAACGUUGUAGUUGUCAGCCACAGACAUCACCAUUGCCGCACAUCAAAGAGGAGGAAGAGUCCGAGCAGCAACAAUUGCAACAGGCAAACAAUCGCCAGGCGGCAAACAACAGUCCCAUCAAGGGGCUCGAGGAACCGCUGCCACCCAUCACAAUAGCUGGAGCUGGCUAUUGUGGCAGCUGUGAGAGUGUUCAUCAGUCGUCGGGUACCACCUCAUCCUCGGCAGCAACAGCCGGAGGAGGCGGCGUCGGUGGCGGCAGUUCACAACCAGAAUACGUUGGUGCAUCGACGCCAUCGCCACGCAUCAAAUUAAAGUUCCGUAAACCGCAUAAAUCGUGCUGGUCGCGCAUUGUUCUUGCACCGAUUGGCAGCAGCAACAGCGGCACUGGAGGCGGCGGCGGCGGCUCGUCAUCGGCAACGGUUAUUGGCAGCAAUUCAAACGAAACAUUAGCUUCCAGCGGCAGCACCGGCAACACAAAUACCACCAACAACAGCAGCAGUAUCAGUGUCGCUGCCCAUCAUCGCUUGGCAUCAUCAUCGGCAUCGGCACUCGCCUCGCAUCCCAGCAACUCGCAGCUGCUGCCCACCAGCAAAAUGCAGGCCGAACAGGGCUCCAUUGGGGAUCUGCAGAAGUACCACAGUCGCUAUCUCAAGAAUCGGCGUCACACCUUGGCCAAUGUUCGUUUCGAUGUAGAAAAUGGCCAGGGCGCCCGAUCACCGCUUGAAGGCGGUUCACCCAGCGCUGGUUUGGUACUACAGAAUUUACCGCAACGUCGCGAAUCCUUUCUAUAUCGCUCCGAUUCGGACUUUGAGAUGUCACCAAAGUCAAUGUCCAGAAACUCAAGCAUCGCUAGCGAAAGGUUUAAAGAACAGGAGGCCUCUAUACUCAUUGACAGAUCCCAUGGCGAGGAUCUCAUUGUAACGCCGUUUGCCCAAAUUUUAGCCAGUUUACGUUCAGUGCGCAACAAUUUAUUAAGUCUGACAAAUGUACCAGCAUCAAACAAGCGGCCAGCUCAAUCAUCAUCCGUCGGACGGUCCGGAAAUGCGGGCGGCGUUCAACUAGCACAGGGCGAUGAGGCCUACACACGCCUGGCCACCGAUACCAUUGAGGAGUUAGACUGGUGCUUGGAUCAGCUGGAGACUAUACAAACGCACCGCAGUGUCUCCGACAUGGCAUCGCUUAAGUUCAAGCGCAUGCUUAACAAGGAGCUCUCACACUUUAGUGAGUCCAGCAGAUCAGGAAAUCAAAUUUCCGAAUAUAUUUGUUCAACAUUUUUGGACAAGCAACAAGAGUUCGAUUUACCCUCGCUGCGCGUUGAAGAGAACACUGAACACUCAACCGCACCAACCGCCGCCAACCAGCAAUAUCCGCGCAGUCGAUCGCCCCGCGGUCCGCCGAUGUCACAAAUAAGCGGCGUUAAGCGGCCGCUGUCGCACACAAACAGCUUCACCGGCGAGCGUCUGCCCACGUUUGGCGUGGAGACGCCGCACGAGAAUGAGCUGGGCACACUGCUCGGCGAAUUGGAUACGUGGGGCAUUGAGAUAUUCAAAAUUGGCGAACUCAGCUGCAAUCGUCCGCUCACCUGUGUGGCAUACACCAUAUUUCAGAGUAGAGAAUUACUGACCAGUCUUAUGAUACCACCGAAAACUUUUCUUAACUUUAUGACUACUCUGGAGGACCACUACGUCAAAGACAAUCCGUUUCACAAUUCGCUGCAUGCCGCUGACGUGACACAGAGCACAAAUGUGCUACUAAAUACACCGGCAUUGGAGGGUGUAUUCACGCCCCUCGAGGUGGGCGGGGCGCUGUUCGCCGCUUGCAUACACGAUGUUGAUCAUCCUGGCUUAACCAAUCAGUUUUUGGUUAAUUCAAGUUCCGAACUAGCAUUAAUGUACAAUGACGAAUCUGUUUUGGAAAAUCAUCACUUAGCUGUUGCCUUCAAAUUAUUGCAAAAUCAAGGAUGUGAUAUAUUCUGUAAUAUGCAAAAGAAACAACGCCAAACUUUGAGGAAAAUGGUUAUUGAUAUUGUGCUCUCCACUGACAUGUCCAAGCACAUGAGCCUGCUGGCCGAUCUGAAGACCAUGGUGGAGACCAAAAAGGUCGCUGGCUCCGGGGUGCUGUUGCUAGACAAUUAUCAAGAUCGCAUGCAGGUGCUUGAGAAUCUGGUGCACUGCGCUGAUCUGAGCAAUCCCACCAAGCCAUUGCCGCUGUAUAGACGCUGGGUGGCACUGCUGAUGGAGGAGUUCUUUCUACAGGGUGACAAGGAGCGCGAAUCGGGCAUGGACAUUAGUGCGAUGUGCGAUCGCCAUAAUGCGACUAUUGAGAAGUCACAAGUGGGCUUCAUCGAUUACAUUGUGCAUCCGUUGUGGGAGACAUGGGCCGAUCUGGUGCAUCCCGAUGCCCAAGAUAUACUCGAUACGCUUGAAGAGAACAGAGACUACUAUCAGAGCACGAUACCGCCAUCGCCACCGCCAUCGACAGCCGAUGAAAUACCGCAGGAUGAGAAGAUACGAUUCCAGGUAACACUGGAGGAGUCCGAUCAGGAGAAUCUGGCCGAACUGGAGGAGGAGUGCGACGAGAGCGAGAGUCGGGGAGAUGCCGGCUCCAGCAGCACCACUGGCACCACAGCAACUGGCGUUGCCGGCGGUGGCAAGCCGUCAGGGAGUCAAAAUCAAGCGCCACACGGUGGAAUGUGACGGAGAGUCGUGGGAAUUUAUCGGAAAUUAACGGAGAAAGCGCACAGCUUUUUCCUGAUUCGUUAGUGACUACAAUUUUAAUCAACCACAAAAACCGAAAACAAACAACAACAACAACAACAACCACAAGAAAACAAACAUAACUUAGAAACAACCACAACAACAAACCGUUUAAACGUAAAAAGAGAGACAACAACAAAAAACAAACAAAUUUAUUUAAAAUGAAUGAAAAAAACCCCAAAAAAAAUAUAUAAAAAUAUAAAAAACCAAAAAAAAAAAAAAAAAAAAAAACAUAUAUAUAUAUAUACAUAUAAAAAUAAAGAAUUAAACAAAUGUUUAAAGCGUAAAAAAAAACCAAAAAACAGCAAUAGCAAACGUACCGUUUAACUUAUAGUGAAUGAAACGAAGGAAAAGAUGAGAAACAAAAGCAAAAACAUAAGAAAUUAGAAAUUUACUUGAUGAAAAAUGAGAUUGAUGUGGAUUACACAGAAAACUAAAACACAAAAACAAAAAUGAAACGGCUAAGCACGGCGUUUAAACCAUAAACAUUAACAUUAACAUUAAAGAAGAAAAGAACAGAAAAGAAAAAAAACAAA
Molecule: messenger RNA, 4499 nt
Organism: Drosophila sulfurigaster albostrigata
Lineage: Eukaryota; Metazoa; Arthropoda; Insecta; Diptera; Drosophilidae
Product: cAMP-specific 3',5'-cyclic phosphodiesterase-like
Biological process (GO): signal transduction
Cellular component (GO): perinuclear region of cytoplasm; cytosol; nucleus
Molecular function (GO): 3',5'-cyclic-AMP phosphodiesterase activity
Source: RefSeq, a predicted model, not a curated record